Danaus chrysippus (African queen) is the source of this 474-nucleotide messenger RNA. The record is from the annotation of a GenBank genome assembly. Lineage: Eukaryota; Metazoa; Arthropoda; Insecta; Lepidoptera; Nymphalidae.
AUGUUUGACCAUUUCAAUCAAAAUCCCCCCGCACCAAGUGAGCCGCCGCCGCCGCCGCAGAAAGUUAUCAGAUUUGAUAAGAGCUAUUUUAAAACACUACCCGGCUUAUUGAAAAUUGCCGCUUUGGUAUGUAACUUCGUGGGUUUCAUCUGUAUUAAAGUGUCAUUUUCGUGGGUGUCAUCAAUUUUCUACAACAUUCUGUACUGGUCGGGUAACAUUCUCACCACAUUUCUGCUACUCAUGUAUGUGUUCCACUUUGUCGAGAAAUAUGACAGGUGGCCGUGGCUAAAGGUGGAGUUCUUCUACUGUGCUAUCAUGACCCUGGGGUAUAUAGCCACCACAAUAUUUGCUGCUACGAUCGGAGACAGCGCUGGUUAUGCUGUCACAUUCUUUGGUGUCUGUGCUAUUGGUAUAUACGGUUUGGACUGUUACUUGAAAUAUAAAGCAUGGAAGAGAGGUCUACCACCGCAGUGA